GCCUUCGCGAUCAAAUGGAACAUGUUGGCUUUCACUAUGAUCCUGACUGCGACUACAGCUUGCAUGGUGCCAUUGGAGCAAUGGAUAUUAUUUGUACGCAUUGCAAUGCAGCGAACUUUCGAGGAGAAACAGCUGGCAUGUGCUGCUCCAGUGGCAAAGUGAAACUGCCUGCAUUGGAACCACCACUAGAACCAUUACAUUACUUGCUCACUGGAGAAACGCCGACGUCUAAACAUUUCUUGCAGAACAUACAAGCAUACAAUUCAUGCUUUCAAAUGACUUCUUUUGGUGCCACAAAGAUCAUUAGAGAUCCAUUUAUGCCGACGUUCAAGAUGAUUACUUUGCAUGGAAUUUCCAGUGACCCAUUUGACAUUUUUAUUCUACAGAUUCAGGGACAAAUAUACCAUCGAGCAGGCUCGCUCAUACCAUUUGCCGAUGCCGACUACCAAUUUUUGCAAAUAUAUUUCAUCGGUAAUGAAACUGACCAACGAUGUAAAAUUGCGACCGGCACAAGGCGAGAAAUCGUACAAAAUUUGAAAAGAUUUCUCCAUGAACAAUGAAUUGAUUCGAUUGUUCAAAAUCGCAUUGGACCGCAUGCCGUCUG
Messenger RNA from Bactrocera dorsalis (oriental fruit fly), 604 nucleotides. RefSeq lists its product as uncharacterized. NCBI's taxonomy places the organism in Eukaryota, Metazoa, Arthropoda, Insecta, Diptera, Tephritidae. The coding region runs from base 15 to 560 and encodes 181 amino acids. The record is from RefSeq and is a predicted model, not a curated record. The transcript has a single exon.